Molecule: messenger RNA, 822 nt
Organism: Hevea brasiliensis (rubber tree)
Lineage: Eukaryota; Viridiplantae; Streptophyta; Magnoliopsida; Malpighiales; Euphorbiaceae
Exons: 3
Coding region: 46-822 (258 amino acids)
Molecular function (GO): protein dimerization activity
Source: RefSeq, a predicted model, not a curated record
UUAAGGUUUUCGGUCCUCUUGUUCGUGUGCUUCGACUUGUUGAUAAUGAAAAAAAAAUCAGCUAUGAGAUAUAUUUAUGAAGCCAUGGAUAGGGCUAAAGAAGCCAUUGUCAACUCGCUCAAUGGCAAUGAAGAGAAAUACAAUAGUAUUUUUGAGAUUAUUGAUGCGAGAUGGUCACUUCAAUUGCAUCGUCCUUUGCAUACUGCUGGAUACUUUUUGAAUCCUGAAUUUUUUUAUCCAAAUAAGAUGAGAAUUGAAUCUGAUGAAGAGGUCAAUAUAGGAUCACUUUCGUGCAUUCAUAAAAUGGGAAAAAAUUCAGCAAAAGUUGACAUGAUUUUUGAUGAAAUUGAGAGAUACAAGGCAGCUGCAGGGACCUUUGGUUUUCCUUCUGCUAUUAGAGGAAGAACAACCAAAUCUCCAGCUGCUUGGUGGAAAACAUAUGGUUUUUUAACUCCAAACCUACAAAAGUUUGCUGUAAAAGUUCUGAGUCUCACAUGUAAUGCAAGGGGUUGUGAAAGAAAUUGGAGUGUAUUUGAGCAUGUAAAAAAAGGCAAUGGGGAUGAUGAUGAUGAUGAUUCUCUUAUUUUCAUGGAUGACGUGUUGACCUGGGGUGAUGUUGGUAGAGCAGUUGGAGUUUUUGAAUCUCGUUAUGAAUCGAGAUCGGCUGUAAGAUCAACACUAGUUGAAACUCCAUCAUUUCGAAGGCCUCGUUCAAUGAGAGGUGCAUCCUCUUCGCAAGUUGAUGAUGAUGAAGAGGAGGAAGAAUUUUUGAUGGCCGCUGUUGAAAAUGAAGAUGAUUUUGGAAAUCUUGAUGACGAGUAG